Molecule: messenger RNA, 1661 nt
Organism: Pocillopora damicornis (cauliflower coral)
Lineage: Eukaryota; Metazoa; Cnidaria; Anthozoa; Scleractinia; Pocilloporidae
Product: dynein light chain Tctex-type 5-B
Biological process (GO): microtubule-based movement
Cellular component (GO): cytoplasm; cytoplasmic dynein complex
Molecular function (GO): dynein intermediate chain binding
Source: RefSeq, a predicted model, not a curated record
AGUAUGUCAACACAUACCUGUAGACGUCGGCUUUACAGUCGACCUCAGAGCUUUGAUUCAAAGAAAGUUUCAGCACAGCUAACAUGUGGAAAAGGAAGCAAGAGAAUAAAAACCGCGGCAUACAUAUGGGGUCAUAGAGUAGAUUAGGCAACGGAUGUAAGAAGACGAGAGGGUAAAUGAAUUGGCGUUAUUCACAUUUAAUUUCGUCCACUCAGGAAAGAAAAACACUUCUUCGCUAAUGUCAUUAACAAAGGGGAAAUUUUAUCGCAAUUUUAAGGAAAAUUCAAGUUAUAUAAGACGCGUUAAAUGACAUAACAUACCUAAACUGAAAAUUGUGUUACAAUUUGCUACAAUCUCUAUAUCUCUACAAUCUCCGCGUGUCUAAACUGUUUGUCAUGGUUUCCGAUAUCGAAUUUCCAGCCGUGUUUAUCAGUCGCUAAGGGUGUCCCACAUUAUCUAGCAUGGAAACCAUGGGAGAUAUCUUGUGACGGCCUCGUCAAAGUCUAGGAAAUUUUGCUUAAUUUUCUAAAGAUUCUACAUCAUGGAAGGUCGUCGCGCCCGAACAAGAAGCAGCUCUAGCGCUUCAAGUCUGUUCUUCCCCGCACCGAAAGUACCUCCUCAAAAGGGUAAUUUCGUAAUGACCUUUUUCUCGUGUCCUGUUGGCAAUGUCGAGCAAGCGUCGUCUUCAACGCACUCAGCGCGCCCCAGAGCCACAACAAUCGCGGAGAAUACAUACAAGAUGAAGCCUGAGAAACGAUUUAGCGCUGAAGAGGUUCGAAGCAUCAUUGUUCAGCAUCUACAGUCUCUAGAGUCGCAAACGUACGAGGCGAAGAGAUGCAGAGAGCUCGCUAAAGGUAUGUCUAACUCAAUCAUGAGCGACUUGAAACAGCUUGGCUACGCUCGGUUUAAAUUCGUGUGUUCCGUGACGAUUGGACAAGUAAAAGGGCAAGAUGUGAGAAUUGCCAGCCGUUCCAUCUGGGACACUGACUGUGAUACAUUUGUGUCAGAGAGCUACCAUAACGACUCUGUAUUUGCUGUCUGUGUUGUGUUCGGAGUUUAUCAAGAGUAGUUUGAUCGCUGCACAUGACAAUCACGUCUUUGCGUCCUUCAAGAAUGACUUGAUUUUUGAUUGACUACAAUCUGAGGGAAGCUACAGUUAAAAACUGCCUAGUUUAGCCCCGAAUGUCGUACUCUCGUGCCAGAAAAUUUCAAGAACAGUGCAUCUUCGGUGAAGUUUAUCCAGAAGAAGAAAUUGCGAUUUAAAUCAGCGUUUUUAUUAAUAGCUGGUUUUCUCUCUGGGCGCCUUAUUUUAGGCCGAAACUACACUUCAUACUGAAGGAAAUUGCCAAUAUAUUGCAUCUAAACAUACUUAUUUCAACCAAGCGUCGGCGCUUCAAAUAUACUUUCAAAUAUUUGGUUCAUGGAUAUCGAACGUAUAACGAAGGUUUGAUCGCAUAUUUUCGUAUCCGGUUUGGUUUAUGCGAAAUUAUGAUCAAAUUAAAGUUUGAACAAACUAAAUGAGUUGAAGAGAAACUUCUCAACUGCAUUUACAUGGCAGGAAAAAAUAGAAUUAAAUCUUAUUAACGUUAAUUUACUUUUAGGUGGUUUACCACUCAAAAUAUUUUCAUGACCUCCUGAUUAAACUGUCAUCAAAACCUUGA